ACCUUCCUAGUUAUAACAUACUCCCAGCACUGGCUCUCAGAACGUCUGUUGCUGUCCCUAGCAGGCUGUUCUUGGUUAUAAUUUUUUUCACUUUUUUUUUUUUUUUUUAAUGUUAGGAUGGAGGGUUGGACUAGGUGAUUUUUAAGAAUAUUUAAUUAAUUAAUUUAUUUAUGGUACUGGGGAUCGAACUCAUGACCUUGCACUUACAAGGCAAAUCUUUGAGCCACUGAGCCAAAUCCUUGGCCCCUGGAAUAGGUGACUUUUAAGGUCUCUUCCAAAUCUGUGAAUUUGUGAUUCUUGGGUACUACCCAUGAUGCAUACAAUACCAUUCAUAUAUUAACUGUAAAUUAUACCUUUUAAUUUUACUUGAAUCAGGGUUUUGUUAGAGUAGUCUUCACAUUUGUGGAAAUAAAUUUAUAUAACAUUUUUAGGGGGUUGUUUGCUUAGUUUUGUCUGUUUUUUGAAACAGGAUCUUGCUCUAGUUUAGACUGGCUUUGAACUUAGUAGGUAGUCCAGCCUGGCCUCAUACUUAUGAUCCUCCUGCCUCAGCCUCCUGAAUAUUGGGGUUGUAGGUAUGUGCUACCAUGCCCCACUUGAGUUUAUAUAACAUUGUAAUUAUAGAUCUUUAAAUUUCCAGAAAAUAUCUUAGGCUUUUAGGCUUUCUUUAGUUCUUAAUAACAACAACAGUAAUAAUAGUUGUUAAUUAUUAAUGAAUAUACAUAAUAGUUAUUAAUAUUAAGUACAGUUAUUGUAUCAGUGCUAUAUAAGAAUUAGUACAGUGAUAAAAUAUAAUAACGAUUUGCUUUACAAAAUUACAUGCUAUUGAUUUUUUUCAAUUAAAUGAAAAUUUUAAACUAGCUUUUUAUUGUUAGUUAUAAAUUCAAACAAUCGAGAAAGGUCUUUUUUUCUAACCUCUCAGCCUGCCCCCAUACAAAUACUCAUUUGUGGUCAUAUUAUACUAAUGAUAUGUGAUUUGAUUUUUGUACUUAAUGUAUCUUGAACAUCUUUCAAUAUUAGAAUUUAUAAUUCUACACAUUUUAAAAUAUAUCAUUCCUAUGGAUAUGCUUCAGGUUAAAUAUAUUUGAACAUGUGUCUUAAUGAGUUUUUUGUACAUAUCUCUAAAAUGUUCUUAGAAGUAAAGUUUACUGGAUUUUAUCUUUUUAACAAUAUGACAGUUUGUAUUUAAAGUAAAUGGUUUGCAGGGCAUGAUGGCACACAUCUGUAACACCAGCACUCAGGAGGCUGAGGUGGGAGGAUUGUCACGAGUUUAAGGCCAGCUUGGAUUAUACAGUGAGUUUGAGGCCAGCCUGAGCUACAAAGCAAAAUUGUGUCUCAGAACUACUUCCCCCAAAAACUACAUGGUUUAAUAUUUCUGUUAGAGUGAGCAUAUAUAAAAUGCAGAUUGAUUAGCUCUUUGGCCCUUCUGAGAUGUGAAAUACCCUUACAUUUGAUUUACCAUUGUCUGUACUAUCCCCUUGAAAUGUAAUAGAUUCCAUGGAGAAAAAUAUAAAGACAUCAUAGCUAAAAGGGAGUUACUGGGAAAUAAAAAUGGGGAGAGCUUGUUGCACAGCUCUAAGGAUUGUUAGUGACCAAAUAAAUUAUGGCUACUAAGCAAUAAGAUUGUUUGUCCAGAAUUAUGGCCCAAUAAGAAUGUUUGCCCACAUAAAUGAUUUAUUUAAGAAGCCCUUUAAAGGGAAGAGGAAUGGACAUCAUGUUAAAGUAUUAACUAGAAAAUGAUGACAUCAAAUAGAAGACAACCCAAGACCUGAGAAAGCAAAGUUCACAUCAGGGCAGAUUCUGUGACUCCUGGAAGUCUUGCCUGGGUCACUGGGUUUGUUGUACCAGAACAAUGUGAUCUCAACAGGGAGCUGGAGAUAGUGGGGACUUGGCAGGAAGAGACAGCUCAGGGUCCUGGAGCCAGCCAUUUCCAAUACAUAUGAGAUGCGUGCUUUCAAAACCCUUGGUGUCCCAGAUAUUCUGAGAAAGUCAUGUGUAGAAGAUAGCCACAAAGAUUGGGACCAUUCACAAAUCCCCAUGAAGGGAUGAAUGAAGCUGCUGUGUUCAAUCUUCUUUUUUUUUUUUUUUGAGACAGUCUCACUAUGUAGAUCAGGCUGGCCUUGAACUAGCAAUCUCCUGCCUCAGCCUUCUCAGUGCUGGGAUUACAGAUGUAUGCCACCAUGCCCAUGAUUAAAUUUUUGUUUCAUAUCAGCAUCAAAGCUGAAGUGACAGUGACUGCUGCAAAAUGGAACAUGCUGGGAAACAUGCCCUGCGUGACAUAUAGAAUAAUGCCACCAGCACCUGUUUCGUCCCCUAUAGUUUAUGUUUUCUUACUUCUUUUAAUGCCUUUGUUUUUUUUUUUGGUCUUUUUUCAUUUUUAUCGGUACUGGGGAUCGAACUCAAGACUGCCUGCUUGCAAGGCAGGUGCUUAUGCCGCUGAGCUAAAUCCCCAGCCCCAAUGCCUUUGUUUUUUACUUUCACCCUUGAACUUAUAUUUGUUUCCACUUUUUCUUUUGUUUUUCUACAGCUUUCUUCUUCCCCACAGAGACUUUCUCUCUGGUUUUCCUUAUGAAAAAGACUAAGCUAAAAUAACAACAGUAUUGUCUUGGGAAUUGCAGGUUUGGCAUUUAUAUUCUCAAAUUCAGAGAUUGAAAAACUAUAUAUGAAUUAAGUUUUUUUUAAGUGGAUUAAUGUCAGUUAUAAGGGAGCUUGUUACUUAAGGUGAUAUGUACUACGUAUUUAUUGUACCAAUAGUAAGAGCUUUUGGGACAUAAAUUAUAGCUGGUUUAUUAUGUGAAUCAGUUUUCAUAGACUUAAAGUAAGGUACACAUUAUUCAUUUUAAUCAUUGCAGAUUCCUGUUUGCUUCCUGAAAUCUGAUGUCUGGUUUUUCAUUUAAGGAUUUAGUUGAUAUCUUUCCCAAGUCAUCUUAAUAAUUUUGCUUCAGAUUUCCAUUUGCUUCCUUGAGUUUUAAACUUGUCCUGUUUAGGACUGGGGAAUGAGGCCUACUUUUCUAGCAUCUGCCAGGCCCUGGUUCCAUCUUCAACACAGAGCCAGGCCUAGUGAGGUGUGUCCAUAAUCCUAGCACUGAGGAGGCUGAGGCAGAAGGAUCACUGUGAGUUCGAGGCCAGCCUAGACUAUAUAGUGAAUUCAAAGCCAGCCAGAAAUACAUAGCGAGACCCUGUCUCAAAAAAACCAAACAAAAUUCAGCACUGAAAAAAGAUACAAUAAUUGUAGGGUUGUUGGGGAAAUUAAAAAUGUAAAGAGUAUGAAACCCAGUUUUGUUGCUUUUUAGUUGCUCAAUAAACUAAGAAUAUCAAUGACUUAAAAUCACCUCUCCAUGCAGCUGUAACUGCAAGUCUGAUAUAUAAACUGCCUAGAACUUAAAAUCUGACUUACAGUUUCCAUCUGCGGCUGCUGUUUGUAGUGCCCGUUCUUAAUCUUACGUCUUUUCUUCAUAAUCUUUGACUUUUACUCAAAAAACCCCACCUAUUUGCAAUUUGUGCUUUCUAAACUAGCCCAUUUGUAUGUUGGAGCAUGGUCUAGUGUUACUGUAUUUUUGUGGCACUGGGGAUUGGACCUGGGGCUUCUUUUUGAGUUAUAUCCCCAGCCCUCUUUAUUUUGAGACAGGGUCUUAAUAAAUUGCCCAGAAUGGUCUUCAACUUAAAAUCCUCCUGGUUUAGCCUCCCAAAUGCUGGGAUUAUAGGCCUGAGACACCAAGCCUAGCCAGUGUAAACAUAGUAAUACUAGCAUUUCUGUCACUUUUCUUUGCAGUUCUAUUGCAGCAACCUAAAAGUUCUGUUUGUAUCCUUCCCUGGAGGUUUUUGAACAGCUACCAUUUGACCUUUACCUUUCUUAGGUCCUAUUUAGUUUUAGGCUGGAGUAGAAUUGCAGUUAUUAUAGGUGAACUGGCACCACUAGAGUAACUUACCCAGUGGUUAUAUCAUACAAACAAAAUAUGGUCUAUGAUAAGUAGUUGUAAAAUUUGCUGCAGGUCCAGGUGACAUUUUAAGUGAUGUAGAGCUUACUGUCAAACUGAAUUCUGCUGACUUCUGAAAGAAUGAGCUGUCUUAGGUUUGGGUGUCUUUGGGCACUGGGGCUUUUGUUACUUUGAUAGAUCUCUAUUACUGUUAGAACUCUGGAUGUGUGUGGCUGUGAAAUAUUUAUUUUUUAGCCUGCCCACCAUGCUCUUUAAGUUGUUUGUUGUUUGUUACUCAGCCAGCUACAGAGUACUCUGGAGCCUUUUCUAGAAGAAUAGAACUUUCUGAACAACUGAGUACAAAAUUUAUGAUUAAAAAUAACAUUUACAAGCACAGACAGUUGUAAAUUAUGCAUAGUAAAGCAUAGUAGCUAAUUAACUUUCACAAAACUCCUUGAGAUAAAUACUGUUAGGCACAUUUUUCAGAUGAGGAAGCUAAUACUUUUCCCAGAGUUAUACCACAGUGGAGUAAUAGAGGUUUAUAGUUAGUCUAGCUCUAGAUCCAUGUUCUUAAUCUCAUCAUGGCCUCUGAAUUUCAGCUAUUAUGAUAUUUCAUAAUAUGAUAAAAUUUCCGCUAUGAUGAUCAGUGCCUGGUACCCUAAGGAGUGCCUUAUUGUGAUCUGCUGUUGUUUUCAUUUCACCAUUGCCUGCUAGAUGCUUGUAGUCUCUGAUGUUACCCAGGGGAAGGAACUGGAAUUCUUGGCAUCUUUUUCUAAGCCAUCCAACCUCAUAAUUUUAAAGAGGGGGUGGUUUGGUAGCCAGUUGAUUUGGCUUCAUAGUUUUUUGGAUGCAGCAAAAAGUGCAGUAGGAAUUGGAACCAUCCUAACUUGAGGUUUGUUGAUUUUUGAGACACUCUUGGUUUCUAUAGCCUAGGCUGGCCUCAAGCUACACAUCCUGCUUUCCAAGUGCUGGUAUUAUAAGCAUCUCCUCCUGUAACCUGAGUUUAAAUCCUGUCAGCCAUCCAUCGAUUCAAUACAUAUCUACUGUGCUCCCAAAUGUCAAAUAUUGCACUGGGUUUUGUACUGGGUGCUGAGAAUACAGUAAACAAAACAAUUCCUUUGUCAUGGAAUCUAGUUAAGUGAAAGAAGACAAAAAAUAAAACUAAGAACAAAAUAUGAGGCAAAGAGAGACCAAGAAGCAUUAUUUCAGAAACGUGGCUAGGGAAAUUAUUUGGCACACGGGCAUUUGAGCAGAUUAGGCAAAGGAGUAAGUAUGUGGCUCGCCGGUGGAAGUGUUCCAGGCCAGUGUUCUGAAGUAGACUAUGGGAGAGGGAAAGUAGGACAAAGGAUGAAAGACUGAGUAGGAGGAGGAGCCACAGAAUAUACCUAGAUCUUACAGACUUUAAGUUGAGGGAGAGACCAGAGAUAAGAAACUUAGGCUGUUUGUCUUUGGCAAGUCACAACUUAAGGCUUGGAAUCUUUGGUUUUCCCCAUCUUGAAGAAGAUGGGUUGUAAAGUUCUGAAAAUCGUCAAAGACCAUGGGAGGGUGUUUUUUGUUAAUAUGUCAUCUAACUGACUCUAGCCUAUGGUACAUAACUGAAAAUAGUUGCUUGUAUUUUCUUUAUAACUUGGGGGCAGGCUGCAGUGAACUGACAUUGCUGCAGACUAAAACCCCAUGAGCGAGAAUCACGUUCCUUAGUCAUGGGAGUAUGAUCACGGAGAAAGGAAAAGAGCUUUAGAGGAGAGUUCGUCUAGUUAUUUUAAGAUAUGUAGCCAAGGGUCUCCCGCCUUCCCUUCAAAAGGCUGCGGUGGCACCAAACUUGCUUUUGCAGGAUGCACUUCUGAUUCCUCCACUUUUGCCGAUUCUGCAGCCCAUUUGCUAGCUUGAUCCAGCUUUGCGGCACUCGCCGCCUCCAACUCCCGGCCUGCCGCUGGCUCAGGGCCGGUACGCGGACUCCAUUUCCCAGCCUGCUCCGGGGCUCGGCCAGGACGUGCCGGCGCCUAUAAGAGCCAGAGCGCUGCGGCCAGAGCCUAUUGUUAGCCGGAGCCGGGGCGGUUCUGGGCUAUUCCUGCCAGGGGAGCCCGCGCUGCCGGAGCCGCCCGCCCCACUCCGCCUGCCGGCCGGCCUGCCCAUUCACCCUCCUUCCCCACCCAGCCGCCCUGGGAGCUCCCCUACCGUCGCCGCGGGGCCCGGGACUCGCUCGCUCCUCCCUGUUUCCCACCGGGCUAGGGCGGCGGCAGCAGCGGGGGCGGCAGAGACCAUCACGGGAAGAGGCAGCUGCGGCGGGGCCGGUAAAGGGCCUGGGGGUGCGGGGCAGAGGGUGCCGCUUCGUCCUUUCUCGGGAUCUGCCCUCAGGCGGCAGUGGAGGAGUGGUCAAGCCCAGAGACCAGCGGAUGGAGGGAAUCCUAAUGCACCUGGCUAGCUGGUGGUGAGCAGGGGCUUUGAGGCCAAGGAGGUCGGCUUCCUGAGGAAACCCUUGGAAACCAAUGGAUGCAUUCACGAGCUCGGGUCUCAAGAGGAAGUUUGAUGAUGUGGAUGUGGGCUCAUCAGUUUCCAACUCAGAUGAUGAGAUCUCUAGCAGUGACAGUGCUGACAGCUGUGACAGCCUCAAUCCUCCUACAACUGCCAGCUUCACACCCACAUCCAUUCUGAAACGGCAGAAGCAGCUUCGGAGAAAGAAUGUGCGCUUUGACCAGGUGACUGUGUACUACUUCGCCCGGCGCCAGGGUUUCACCAGCGUUCCCAGUCAGGGAGGUAGCUCUCUGGGCAUGGCCCAGCGGCAUAACUCUGUGCGCAGCUACACACUCUGCGAGUUUGCCCAAGAGCAGGAAGUGAACCAUCGAGAGAUUCUUCGUGAGCACCUGAAGGAGGAGAAACUUCAUGCAAAGAAAAUGAAGCUGACCAAGAACGGGACAGUGGAGUCCGUGGAGGCUGAUGGCCUGACACUGGAUGACGUUUCAGAUGAAGAUAUUGAUGUGGAAAAUGUGGAGGUAGAUGAUUACUUCUUCCUGCAGCCUCUGCCCACCAAACGGCGACGGGCCCUGUUGAGGGCUUCUGGGGUCCACCGCAUUGAUGCUGAAGAAAAGCAAGAACUUCGAGCCAUCCGUCUUUCUCGGGAAGAGUGUGGUUGUGAUUGUCGACUGUAUUGUGACCCAGAGGCGUGUGCCUGUAGCCAGGCUGGGAUUAAAUGCCAGGUGGAUCGCAUGUCCUUUCCAUGUGGCUGCUCCAGGGAUGGCUGCGGGAACAUGGCUGGGCGCAUUGAGUUUAAUCCAAUCCGAGUCCGGACUCAUUACCUCCACACCAUCAUGAAGCUGGAGCUGGAGAGCAAGCGGCAGGUGAGCCGCCCAACAGCCCCAGAGGAGGAACCCUCACCUGCAGCUGGUUGCAGCCUGACGGGAGUGCAGGGCUCCGAGACACAGGACUUUCAGGAGUUCCUCGCUGAGAAUGAGACAGCGGUGAUGCACCUGCAAAGUGCAGAGGAACUGGAGCGGCUCAAGGCCGAGGAGGACUCCAGUGGUUCCAGUGCCAGCCUGGACUCGAGCAUCGAGAGCCUGGGCGUGUGCAUCCUGGAGGAGCCGCUGGCUGUUCCUGAAGAGCUGUGCCCAGGCCUCACAGCCCCCAUUCUCAUCCAGGCACAGCUGCCCCCAGGCUCCUCUGUCCUGUGUUUUGCUGAGAACUCGGACCACCCGUCAGCCUCAACAGUGAGCGGCCCACCUUACUUGAACAGUGGGCCCCUGGUCUACUACCAGGUGGAGCAGAGGUCAGUUCUGGGAGUGAAGGGAGAGCCAGGUGUGGAAGAAGGCGCAGCAUCUUUCCCCAAGGAGAAGGAUCUGAGUGUCUUCUCUCUCCCCGUCACUUCACUGGUGGCUUGCAGUCCCACAGACCCAGCCAGCCUCUGUAAAUCAGAGGUGGAGAAAACACCUGCUCUAGAAGGGCUGUUGCCAGAAGAUUGUAAUGCUGAGGAGCCCGAGAAUGAAGACUUCCACCCUUCUUGGUCCCCCUCAAGCCUUCCCUUCCGCACGGACAGCGAAGAGGGAUGUGGGGUGGAAAAGAGCUCCCAGCUGAGUGAGGACCGGCCCCCCGAAGAAUCUGCCCUAGAACUCCCUCUGGCAGUGUGACAUGGGGUGUAGAUGCUGCCUCUCACCCACUAUUUAUUCCCUUAUUUUAUCUAAUGCCACUUCAAGGCUGUAGAAGCAGCUGCUGCUCCCAUGUUAUUUUAUUGGGAUCUUUGGGGGAGUGGGUAGGAAAGGAUCGUUUGUACCAGUAUUUUUUAAAAGGGAAGCAGUACCGAGAAGGUCAUCUCCAGCCUGACCUGGAGAUAGUCUUAGAGUCGGCCACACAGUGCCCAAUACUGAGCUUUCUGGGCCAUCAGAACAAAGAGGGAGGAUUUCAUAGGAGGAGCUGGGUAAUUCAAGCAGCUAUUCUUUAUGUAGGGACCAAAACACAAGAAUCUGAACAGCAUGGCAAAGUCCUGGCUUUCCAGGGCUCCAAGGAGGGUGCAAGGUCAUUUCUCUCUGGUUAUUCCAAUACUCCCAUCGUGGUGUGUCAUCAUCAUGCAGUCACAAAGGUCACCAGGCAGGAGCGAGGAGGGGUAGAAGGCUCUCUUGCUUCUAUACAAAACCUCCAGGAUUUCUAAAAACCUGCCUUCUUUGGACCCUUAUUUGGUAAAUAAGUUAAUAUUUGACAUGUUUGGUCUUUUCUGACCAGCUCCCCACACUGGGGAUUCCUGGUCUGUAACUUGAAUUACGGUGUUUCUUUCACAUGCUGUUAGGUACUAGAGUUUAACUUGUGUUCUUUUAAUCCAUCAUUUUUCCUUUGAAGAAAAAGAGUGAGUCUGGCUGGGGAUGUGGUGUAAGGAGCCGAGGCUUCUCCCUGUGUCUAUCACUAGCACUAUUGGGUAGCCUCAGGCAGAGUUCACCCAUCUCACAGGAGACCCAUGUGAAGCAUUAACUGUCCAGAGGAGGCCACAGGACCAGCCUACUGUCUGGAGAGAUGACUUGCUUUUUCACACUCCCCCACAACAAGCUGAGCUUUAAAUAGAAUGUAAGAUGUGGCAAUCUAAGGACAACUACUAAUUUUUAUUCUUUUUUUUGUAUCUAACCUUGUGAUCCUUGUUGGAUAUAUGCAGGGUUAGAGUUCUUAUACUAUUCCAGUACAGCUCCAAAAAUUGCACAUGUUUACUGAACCUCCUUCAUCUUGAUGAUACAUAGAUAGGAAGCCAAGCCAAUUCUUAAAAUGUCACACACAACUCCCAAGUUCCAAAGGAUUCAAGAUCUGAUUGUAACUUUGGAAAUGUACAGGAUGGGUCUCAAAUUCUGUUCUUACCUCUGUCAGUGAUUCCUGUUCCUCUUAUAUCCAGCUUAUGUUCUAAGAUGUACUUCACUGAACUCCACUGAUUUCUUUUUAUUGUCAGAUUUUAUCUUCGCUUUAGUUUAAAAUGGACACCUUAGGGAGCAAAACACUAUUCUCUAGCAUCCUGUACACCAUGUUUCACUUCCAGAAUGGUUUAUUAACCAGGAAUGAAAAGCAUAAAAACUUUUGGUGGCAGGAGAGAUAACUGUUCAUCCUUUCUUGCUCAUAAACCCUUUUCUUAUGGGAUAGUUAGGGCUCUGGUGUCUUAAAGUAGAUUUUAUGUGUGUCAGCAGCAUUUCACCUAUAAAACCUGAGCCUGAAGGGCCUUGUAAUUGGUAUAGCUACACAUUUUAAUCCAUUCCGUCUUAUCUAUUCAUUCCUGUUUUCAUUUAGCUUUAUGUUUGGAAAGGAGUUCUUUGUUAGGUGCAUAGGUCCAUGUCUAUCCCCAGCCUCACAAAACAGAGUUUAGGCUCGUAAGUACCUGAGCUUUAGAUGUUCUUCCAAACUGAGCCACACUCACCCUGACCCCUUGAGAUUGGGACUGUCAAACACAGGACUGAAGCUUCCCUCAGAAUUCCGCCUCAUGGAGAAAAGACUCUUUUUAAAAAUUUGUUGGAAGGAAAAGGAAGCUUUAUAAAUCGUCUCCUUAGGAAGCUCCAGCUUAAUUUAGUGGAGAGAUUCCAAUUGCUCAGUAAGAAAGAUAUUAACUUUCUGGAUUAAAUGAAUUUAAGUUUGUAAUUAUUAAACUCACUGUCAGCCCACAAGAUAUUUGAUAUUUCUGCAAAACUCCAGUUUCUGUCCAAACCCAUCCCUUCAUUAACUCUACAAUUCUGACACACUAACCCCAAACUUCUGAAUGCUAAAUAUUAGCACUCAGCAUUAGCUCUUACCAAGCAAAGGGCCUUUUCUACAACCUAAUCUGUCUCAUUUCUGGUGCUACCUGAAUUGGACAAAAUGAUAGCUCAUGGUUGCUGGGAAAGGUAGGCCUGUGAUCGGAGAUGUGGAUUGCUUCAGUCCCACUCAAUCUAGGCCUAGAUAAAAGAAAUGAAGCUUCUUAUCUCUUUUCCUAUACUGUAUACAGGUAGUAUUUUCAAUGUGAAUCCAAAGCUUGUCUGGUUCUCUGAAAACAAUUUUUUUCCCCGUUAGGUUCUUUACAUUGUGAUAAUGCCGUAUUUAAAGAGAAUAUUUAAAUGUAAUAUUAAAGAAAUAUUCAAAAAGAA
Messenger RNA from Cavia porcellus (domestic guinea pig), 10486 nucleotides. It is a transcript of the gene Csrnp2, whose product is annotated as cysteine and serine rich nuclear protein 2. The transcript is spliced from 5 exons. Gene Ontology annotation, molecular function: DNA-binding transcription factor activity, RNA polymerase II-specific; sequence-specific DNA binding. Gene Ontology annotation, cellular component: nucleus. Gene Ontology annotation, biological process: regulation of transcription by RNA polymerase II. The coding region runs from base 6401 to 8032 and encodes 543 amino acids. The record is from RefSeq and is a predicted model, not a curated record. NCBI's taxonomy places the organism in Eukaryota, Metazoa, Chordata, Mammalia, Rodentia, Caviidae.